This is a messenger RNA of Eruca vesicaria subsp. sativa (arugula), 1907 nucleotides long. Lineage: Eukaryota; Viridiplantae; Streptophyta; Magnoliopsida; Brassicales; Brassicaceae. The record is from the annotation of a GenBank genome assembly.
CAAGAACAAAAUCCUUUUUCUUACAAAAACUACGCGGAUCUUCGUCUUCUCUUUCAAAUAGGGUUUCUUUCUUUCUGGCGAAACUAUUUAAUUUGAAUUGUCUCGUUUCUGGGUUUCUUCGAAUUGCCAAUAGAGAGAAGGAAUAUAUGAGAAAAGAGUGAUCAAUUCUGGUAAUGGAGCAGUUUGUCAACUUCAUCAUUCGACCUCCAAGAGCUGAGUACGACCCUGAACAUGAUCUCUUGGAAAAAGACUUUAUGAUGAAAGGUAGAUGGUAUCAGAGGAAGGAUUUAGAGGUUAAAAACAGUAGAGGAGAUGUUCUCCAGUGUAGUCAUUACAUGCCUGUUGAACUCCCUGAAGGAAAGCCUUUGCCCUGUGUUAUUUAUUGCCAUGGUAACAGUGGAUGUAGAGCGGAUGGUAGUGAAGCAGCAGUUGUGUUGCUUCCUUCAAACAUCACGGUUUUCACCCUUGACUUUUCCGGAUCUGGUCUCUCAGGCGGGGAACAUGUUACCUUGGGAUGGAACGAAAAGGAUGAUCUGAAGGCUGUGGUUGAAUAUUUACGGCAGGAUGGAAAUAUAUCCCUGAUUGGAUUAUGGGGGCGUUCGAUGGGUGCUGUUACUAGCUUGAUGUAUGGAGCUGAGGAUCCUUCCAUUGCAGGAAUGGUUCUAGACAGCCCCUUCUCCGAUUUGGUUGAUCUGAUGAUGGAACUUGUAGAUACAUAUAAAUUCCCCCUACCAAAGUUCACUGUGAAAUUUGCAAUACAGUUUAUGCGUAGAUCUAUUCAGAAAAAAGCGAAGUUUGAUAUAAUGGAUCUGAACACCAUCAAGGUGGCAAAAUCUAGUUUUGUUCCGGUUUUAUUUGGACAUGCCUUAAAUGAUGAUUUUAUCCGCCCUCAUCAUUCAGAUCGUAUAUAUGAAGCCUACGUGGGCGACAAAAAUAUCGUCAAGUUUGAGGGAGACCAUAACUCUCCACGGCCUCAGUUCUACAUUGAUUCAGUAAAUAUCUUUUUCCACAACGUCCUUCAACCUCCAGAGGUGGUGGGACCAACAUUUUAUGACCCAUUGGAUGAUUACUUUGCAAGGGGCAGUUGGAGUAGUAUAGAUGACACAACUAUUCCACAAUCUUCAUUAGAGAAAAGUUUAGCCUCGAGUAGCAUCUCUGACGCAGUAAAUGAAGUCCGUACAAAAAGACCGAUGAGUCGCACAGAUGUUCCUUCGAAUGUCACCUCUAACGGUUCCCCAUCAGAAACUAAGGAAAAAGAGAAUCAUGAUGGCAGUUCAUCUCCGGAUAUGAUAAGCUUUGAUAUGUCAAACGGCGAUCAAGAUGUUGAAUAUCACGUGGAGGACAUCCCAUCCAAUGCAGAGGAAGAAGAAAGGAUGCUUAUGAGAGCAGUGAUGGCAUCAUUGAAGGACUUGGAAGUGCAAAGUCUUGAGAAUAAAGAAACUCCGGAGAAGAGAGUUCAUGGCAACAAUGCUUUUCAAACUGCACAACAGUCUCUCCUUUCUAGAGAAGUAUCAACUUCAACUCAAGCGAACCAAUCAGAGUCCAAUGCACCAAGUGAGACGCCGGCUUCUCUAGAUGUGCCUGGCUCUUCGAGCGAGAAGGUAAGCGAGACCGGUGACAUGUCAGCGGCGGUUGCAAAGCCCACGGUGACAGUUGAACGUAGUAGUAGUAGUAGUAAAUGGGAUUUCAACUUCUUCAAAAACAGCAAAUAAUUCCGUUUAUUAAGUUUGAUUUUUAAACUGUGUGAAAUUGAUGCAGUUGCAUAUAUGUCCAAAAGAAUAGUUGGUUUCUUUUUCAAAGAUUUGUCAUGAUAGGUUAACAUUGUUUGCCUUUGGUUAUGAUUUCAUUUAAAUCUUUGUGUUCUUGGGUCUGCCCUUUGUUCAUUCCAUGUAUUUGCUCAAGUCUAC